UAAAGCAGACUGGCUGUGUGGGCUUGCGACGUAGCUAGAUCUUGCCAAAUCUUAGGAACAAAUAUGUCAAUCGCUUGUCAAACGGGUCAUUAUACAGACACAAAAGCAAAGAAAAGACCCGGCUCUUAAUGAGAGGGGCUGAGAAAAAGCUCACGAUCGUCUGAAGAGAGUUUCGACUCGUUACUUUGAAAUUUUUGCUUUUUUAGUUCGUGCUGAAUAUCAAACGCAGGAAAUGAAGRCUUAGUGACAGUGAUUCAAGAACUGGGAUUUUGGCCCUGUAAUGAACUGUUCAACACCUCACAAGGAGAGUCAAGUGAGUCGGAGACUGCCAUCGCAUCAGCCCAUUCAUCUCUGAUAUCUUCCUUUGUGUGGAGCGCAGCCUCGUAUUCUUUCACGUGYGUAUUAUCCAAGGAGCUUAACAGACACGCAUAUUCAACAAGCUCUGUACGGAAAGGAAAGCCCGAAAGGAAACCCUCACUCAAAGAAGAAAGUGUGAAAUCUCUUUACAAGCGGUUAGCCUACAUUACUGGAAUUCCAGCCAAAUUCGAAACGGUUUCUGCCUAUGUCAAUAAAAGGACAARUCAUCGACAGACCACAGAAGCAGAACGUCUCAAUGCGCUUGACGCUACAAGACACACUUCACGCUCUACUCCAACUCUUCACCGCCAAAACAUGAUAGUAUUAUUCAUCACAAUAACUCUCCUUCAACUAAGUGUAGCAAAAACUACAACAAUUAAGUUCCAGGUUAAAGAAGAACAAAAUGCUCAWGCUUUCGUAGGAGAUGCUUCUCAAACCGAUCCUCCGAACCGAUUGAUCAAGGGAAAUUUCAAGAUUCGUUUUGCAAUACAAGAUCCAACACAGACUAUUUUUAAAAUCGAUCAGAAAACCGGAAUUUUAAGGACAAAUCAAGUAUUGAAUCGAGAAAAUUUACCGCCUUCUGCAAGAGGAGAUGUAUUUCAGAUUCAAAUCGUUUUCAGCGAUGAUUCUAUGGGCAUCACCGGCGUCUUGCCCACAGAGGUAAGAGUGAUCGAUAUCAAUGACAAUGACCCAAAAUUUCCUACGGACUUCGAAGAGCUACGCAUUUCUGAAUCUGCUCCUCUGAACUCGAGAUUCCAACUUGURCCAGCCACAGAUGCUGAUAUCGGGAAUAAUUCAAUCCAGAGCUAUAGAAUAAUUACGGGUAACGAAGACGGGAUGUUUGCUUUGAAACUUUUGAAGCCGAGCGCAAAUGUCAUGUACUUGUAUCUAGUGAAUGUAAAGCGCCUAGAUCGCGAGACCAAAGAUUUCUACCGUCUUGUCAUAGCUGCAGUAGACGGUGGAACCCCGCUUCCAAGAUCUGCUACUAAGAUACUUAACAUUACUAUYUUGGACUCCAAUGAUCAUAGCCCAGAAUUUACCAAAUUUAAUUACAUUGGGAAAGUGCGUGAAAAUAUGCCGAAUGGAACAUUUGUAGUGCGCGUGGAAGCUACGGAUAAAGACAUUGGUACAAAUGGAAUUGUCCGGUAUUCCUUAGACCCUCUUCCAGAAUAUCAUGGCUUAUUCAGGAUAGAUGAGCGCACUGGUGAAGUAUGGACUAACGCGGUGUUGGACUACGAGAACGACUCCGGAUCCAGAUAUGUUCUAUCAGUGAGCGCAAGGGACCUAGGACCGGACAGCAUCCCAAGUAUGGCUUCUAUAACAGUCGAGGUGAUUGAUGAAAACGACAACAAGCCGGUAAUCAUCGCCCUUCCCGUACAGGCCGUCCUYGAGAGUGGACGAAUCCCCGAGGAUAUUCCCGUAGGGCGUGCCGUAGCCUCGAUCCAGGUCAACGACAAAGACAGCCCUAACAACAGCAUGAUAGAUUUACGUUUAAUCAACCACAAACAUGACUUUCGGAUCAAAACCAUCUUUCCCAAUAGUAACUACCUUCUUGUAGUACAACGUCCUCUUAAUCUAUCAAGAAAGGCGUGGUAUGACAUGAAACUGAYCGCCAGAGAUAGUGGCGUACCUUCACUAAACAGUACUUCUCCYAUCUUCUUCCGAAUCGCAGACAAGAACAGACACGCGCCCAACUUUACUAAAUCUGUCUACRAAGUGAAGGUGGUCGAUGAUGUUAARCCUGGCACRCACAUCGCYAGUAUUGCAGCUUACGACCCUGACACUGAUCGAGAAGGGGACUUGGAGUACUCCAUUAACACUCUUAGGAUGGGAAAUAAGAAUGUCUCCAAUCCAGAGAGGUUUUUUAAAUACGAUAAAAAAACUGGCAACCUGAAGGUGAUUCCAAAACUAUGGUGUUCCUUCACGCCAUCUUUUGACUUAGUCGUCGAAGCCAGGGAUAAUGGACGGGUAAGGAGGCGCGGCAGUGCUGUUGUCAAGGUAACAGUGCUAUGCGCAAAGUAUCAGUAUAAUUUCACCAUCAAGGAGAAUCAGCCYAAGGGGAGUGUAGUGGGUCGUGUGGUGGUGGACCCCCCGUCUCCUGGCAAGAAACUGUCAUUCAAAAUCGUAAACGAUGCCCGGAAGGAUUUCAUCAUCAAUAACGCAAGUGGUUUCAUAACAACYGCUCGAAUGCUGGAUCGUGAAUCCGUAGCAACACACUCCUUGGUUGUCUUGGUUACCGAUGGUUUGAUUGACAUGCGUUUGACUGUUCUUGUUCACGUGGAGGAUGUGAACGACAACGCGCCUAUUUUCAUUGGUCUAAACGACAAUCAUGAGGUGUCGCUACCCUCGACAGCAAAACGAGGCGAUGAAGUCAUUACAGUCAGGGCUACGGAUCCCGAUACGGGGUCUAACGGCCGAAUUCAAUAUACCCUGGAGUCUGGUAACGAUGAUAAGACAUUUAUUCUAGACAAAGACCGUGGCGUGUUGGUUGUCUUUGAUUAUUUAUUUGAACCCUCUUACGAGCUUAAGAUCAAAGCUACUGAUGCGGGAGAAGGGUCCAAGACCGCAUACGUCACGCUAAGGGUUGUGGUCGCUCUUCCAAAGUAUCUGCAAUCGACCUCUCGUCCCUCUAAGGUACCUAUAUACGACACACAGGAAGGGAAUGGGRGCCUCUUGGCGUCGAAAACCAUAUUGAUCGUGGUGAUCCUGUGCUCUAUUGUAAGCUUGCUGGUGGUAGUAGUUAUUGUGGUGGUUGUCAUUCGGUGUUAUCGAAGACAAGGCGAGACCAAGACCCACAAGUGCACGCCUCUCCAACGAGAUUCCAACUUCAGAGAACCUGAAAUCAGCCGCGAAGCCGCCAUUAAAGCUUCGAAACAAAUGUACAGCCAAGCGACGGUGAACAUGUAUGCGUCGAACGAGAUGCUGGAAAUUAAGAAACCCAAGAAUCUAAAGAUGGGUCAAGCGCAACCCUUACCGCUGAAGAGCUCCUUUGCCACCAGUCCAACAGGUGUCAAUGCAUCACCCAGCCAUCGGGUGAACAACCCACCGCCCUAUGCAGAUAUAUACCCGCCAAUAUCUACGACUAGACCAGUAUCUGAGUGCUUUAGCAGUGGCGAUGAGCUGGAUAGUGGUAGAGGAGACAGCUCUCUGCCGUCCAGCCCAUAUUCAUGUCACACUUUGGGGAAAACGAACAAUGACCACACGAAUCAUUACUCGACAUAUAAGCACCCCAAGAGAGACUCGACAAGUUAUAAUCAUUACAACCACCCUGUGGUCACGCUGCCUAACCGCUCACAAAGCGGCAAAAAGAAAACUGUGACGAUUGCUCCAGAUGCUUUGCCGCAUUCUUCUACUAACUUGUGAAAAGAGUUUUUACAUGUUGUUGAAUGCGUGACAUUGCGCACAURUGUGCGCACCAACUAGGACAUGUCACGCAAGUAUAGAGACCCUGCUGGAUUCAACGGUCGUUGCGGGAUGCUUGCUUCAAUUGCACUUUGCGUGACUGACAAAUGUCACGCAACAGACUGUCGUGCUAAGGAAUAUGUUUAUUUAAAGAAGAAGGAGUAGUCCCAAUUUUGCAUAUCGCAAUAGACCACUUGCAUGUGACGUCAAAGGGGCUGAAUUUGGAGGACAAAACAAAAUAAUUUCAAUCUAGAAAGAAUUGGAAACCCAUUGUUAUGUCCUCCAAAUUGAGCUACAUUCCGACGUGCUUCAAGGGGUCUAUACGAGGAUACAGGACUUGCACUGUGAUAAGUAAUAGGUUAGUAAUCAUUGGGUAGUACGUGAAUGUAUCGCAAGUAACUGGCUACGMAUUCUACGUAAGAUUUUCUCCCCGUCUCUUGAAGCAUGUGGCGAAUAUUGAAUAUUAUUAUUUCUCAGUUUAUCUUUCGUAUUUAAAACUUUUAUCUUCGUAUUUUUCAACGUUUUUACUCAACAUUGWUCAAGAGACUCAUUUCCAUUCUAUAUUUUAAAUCCUUUCAUCUUGUUCUUCGAUCAAGCUAUUUUCAUGAUCGUAUUUUUUGUUAAAUUCCGAUCAAAGUGAUCAAACUUUUGCACAUUUUUUGGUACAAUAUCUUUUCCAUUCAAGUUUUUCAUUUGCAUGACAGUGGCUUACGUCAUGGGCUACGUAGACUUACGACACAGGCUACAGCUGACGUCAUUUUAAACUAAAUAAGACUUCGAGCCUUUUAAUAGAAAAACUUAGUAGGAUAUCUUGUCAGUAAAAUUAGUUUGGAUUUUAGUGGGUUGAAUAGGUGUUGGAGGUAGAAAUAGUGGGGAAUGGACUAUGAAAUGGUUUCCAAUUUAAACCAAUCAAAAAUCAGGAAAAUAUAAACCAGCCAAUCAAAGUGAUAGAAGUCGAAAGCCACAUAACUGCGUGUCUCCACAUAACUGCGUGUUUUCGUGUUAGUCAGGGAUUAUAUUCAGUAUAGGUAAAUAUUGGACACUGCAUAAGAUUGAAAAUUGAAAAAA
This is a messenger RNA of Actinia tenebrosa (Australian red waratah sea anemone), 4827 nucleotides long. Its product is annotated as protocadherin-11 X-linked. The record is from RefSeq and is a predicted model, not a curated record. Gene Ontology annotation, cellular component: cell-cell junction; plasma membrane. Gene Ontology annotation, biological process: homophilic cell-cell adhesion. Gene Ontology annotation, molecular function: calcium ion binding. NCBI's taxonomy places the organism in Eukaryota, Metazoa, Cnidaria, Anthozoa, Actiniaria, Actiniidae.